GUUGGGAUGUGGGCGUGGUACUCGUGGGGCGGAGCUUAAUGUCCUAGUCUACAUCUCCAGAGGAAUGUCUGUCAUCCGGGUAUGACACUGAUUAAACAGUUCAACACAUAAAAAUACAUAUUUAAACAUGUUCAUGGAUGAAUCAUGCAUUUAGAGAAUGGUGAAUUUUAAUUUCAUGUUGACUUUAAAAUAUAAGUACCUCUCAAACCAGCAUCUUGUCUUGUUCCCAUUCUCAACUUUUUCUUGAACUGAAGAAGGAAUAUAGUCCCUAUGUAUAUGAGCUCCAUAUUAUGGUGGAUAAUUGUUCAGCUAUGCUAUAGUGUACUACAAUUAUGUUUUAAAUAAUAGAAUCAUUUUCAACAAUAUUCCAUGUUUUAUGUCGAAGAGUAAUAGCCAACAAUUAGGCUAAAUAUUCCUUAAUUAGUAUUGUUAGAAAUAAUGAAUUUUAGUAUUUAUAUAUUUGAGAAAAACUGAUCUGCACUGAAAAUAAUAAUGUUUGUUGGUAUAAUUUUCCCUCAGAAAUUGCUUUUACAAAUAAUUAUAAAGAAACGGCAAGUACCAUAAACAUGAAAUCCUGAAGCAGAAAAAGUGUGUGUGUAUAUAUGUGUGUGUGUAUGUAUAUAUAAUCUCCCUCUACCGGUAGCAGUGUAGUAUGUACUUGUAGUACGCAGAUGUAGUGUGUAGUGUGUGAUUUGGUCGUCUGUCUGUCUGUAAGCUCAAAGCUAUCUCAUUACAGCCUAAUUAACACGACUGUCUAACCAACACAAUAAAACUAUAUCGACUUUUCCCCCCAAGUAUAUCUAGUGUGAUUUAAUUCCAUUACGCUAUGGAACUUAGCCUACAUUUCACAAAUAAGUAUAUUUCAUUCAUUCCAAUCAUUUUUCGAGUUAGUAGUUUUGCCCUUCUUUUCUAAGCACAUCCUGAGGCAUAAUUGAUCUCAUUUAGAAGAGUAUUAAAACUUAAAAGCGGGGGCUCCAUUCUUGAGGAAUUUCGUAAGGGAGUGAUGUUGGGAAACAUCCCCCUAUUUAGUGUCAGGUUGAGCUCAGCUCGCUCCCAUUCACUGCUGGAGGAGCGAGAGAGGCUCUCACAGCAGCCUGGACUUCACGUGCGUGACACUGACGGACUAACACAGAUUUAUUAAUGAGCUGCUGACUGUGUCUGUGUAAACAUGAAGAUCAGGCUGUCUUUGGCUGCCGCUGCACUCUUUGCUAUAUUACUGAAUUCAGUAGAGGCUCAAGUGGAGCCUCCUUCAGACUUGAAAUUUAAAAUCCUGAAUGAAAACACAGUGCAUAUGUCAUGGAGGAGGCCUUCGUCUCGGAUACAGGGCUACAGAAUACAAGUCAUAUCAGAUACAGAUGAUUUGAAAGAUUUGAGUCUUCCUGCCUCGGCCACAGACACAUCAAUCACAGAUUUAACUCCAGAUGUAGACUAUUCAGUGUCAAUCAAUUCAUAUGAUGGUGUGGAAGAAAGUAUCCCUAUCCUUGGACAAAUAACAAUUCAAUCCAGCAACACAAGUGGAACAAGGAAGACACCGUCAGAGACUAUCAAGUGUUCAGUGAGUGCUAUAGCGGAUCUGGUUUUCCUGGUGGAUGGCUCUUGGAGCGUGGGAAGAGAAAACUUUAAAUUCAUCCGGAGUUUAAUUUGGGCCAUGGCAGGAGCCUUUGACAUCGGAGAGGAUAAGACCAGAGUCGCUGUGGUGCAGUACAGCUCAGAUACCAGGACAGAGUUCAACCUGAACCAGUAUUACAGGCGGCCUGAUGUCCUGCGAGCCAUUAAAAAUCUGCCCUACAAGGGUGGUAAUACCAUGACAGGUGAUGCAAUGGACUAUCUGGUGAAAAACACCUUCACUGUGGGGGCUGGAGCCAGGAAAGGGUACCCAAAAGUAGCCAUGAUCAUCACUGAUGGAAAAUCACAAGACUCAGUUGGGGAGUAUGCUGAACGGCUGAGAAACAUUGGAGUAGAGAUCUUUGUCCUGGGUAUCAAAGGAGCAGAUGAGGAUGAGCUGAAGGAGAUGGCCUCCGCUCCCCACAGCAAGCAUAUCUAUAAUGUCCCAAACUUCGACAUGAUCAAUCAGGUGCAGAGGGAGCUCAUCACUCAGGUGUGCUCCGGUGUGGAGGAGCAGCUCAAUUUCCUCGCAAGCGGAGAGGAAGUUGUUGAACCAGCUACGGAACUCAGAGUAACUGACAUCUCCUCCAAAUCCAUGAGAAUUACGUGGGGUUCGUCUCCUGGUGACAUCUCAGGCUAUAAGCUGCAGGUCUUCCCCAUGAUUGCUGCCGCUAAGAAGCAGGAGCUCUACAUGGGGCCCACAUUCACUGUGGCCAACGUCAGAGACCUGUCUCCUGAGACAGAGUAUGAGAUCAGUCUGUUUGCCCUCAAAGGUCUGACCCCUAGUAAGCCACAAGUUGUCAGCGAGAAAACACAGCCUGUGAAGGUGUCUACAGAGUGCUCCCUAGAAGUCGAGGUCCAAGCUGAUAUUGUCCUCCUGGUCGAUGGCUCGUACAGUAUAGGACUGGCUAACUUUGCUAAAGUUAGAUCCUUCCUUGAAGUGCUCGUCAAUUCUUUUGACAUCGGACGCGACAAAGUGCAGAUCAGCUUGGUUCAGUACAGCCGGGAUCCUCAAACUGAGUUUUCCCUGAACAAGCACCAUGACAAUGCAGCUGUGCUCAAUGCAGUCCGCACCUUCCCCUACCGCGGAGGCUCCACCAACACUGGCAAGGCCAUGACCUACGUAAGGGAAAAGAUCUUCAUUCCAGCCCGUGGCGCUCGUGAUAACGUGCCCCGAGUCAUGGUGCUCAUCACAGACGGCAAGUCCUCAGAUUCUUUCAAAAACCCUGCCAACAAACUAAGGGAGGCAGACGUGGAGAUUUUCGCUGUGGGAGUCAAGGACGCCGUGCGCUCCGAGCUGGAGGCGAUUGCCAACACUCCCUCUGAUAACCAUGUGUUUGAGGUUGAAGACUUUGACUCUUUUCAGCGGAUAUCCAAGGAACUAACCACAUCCAUCUGUCUAAGAAUUGAGCAGGAGCUCCAUAACAUCAAGAAAAGAAGUUUGGUUCCACCAAAGUCGCUAAGCUUCUCUGAAGUCACCUCCAGAAGCUUCAGGACCUCGUGGAUUUCUGACGGAGAGGAUAUCCUGUCUUUUCUGGUGCGCUUCAGGCCAGCCGCUGACAUAACUGGAGACUACAUCUCUUUGGUGGUUCCUCAUGACACCUCCUCUACGAUUUUGCCCAAUCUCACGCCCCUGACCACUUACGAGGUUAAUGUCAUCGCCCAGUAUGAUAAAGGAGACAGUUUUCCUUUGACAGGCGAGGAGACGACUUUAGAAGAAUUAGGCUCUGUCCGUAACCUCGUGGUGAGUGAAGAGACUGUAGACAGCUUCCGCGUGUCGUGGAGAGCCGCUCCAGGAGCAGUGCUGAGGUACAGACUGUUGUAUGAGCCAGUGGGUGGAGGAGAUAAACUGGAAGCAGAGACUGAUGGGAGUCAGGUCACCACUGUGCUCCAUGAACUGCUACCCGUCACCACCUACCGUGUCACAGUGUACCCUGAGUAUGCAAGCGGAAUGGGUCUCUCCAUGGACACUGAGGGCACCACCAAAGAAGUUCGGGGCUCUCCACGUGACCUGAGGGUCUUCAAUGAGACCGUAUCCAGCAUGAGGGUCUCCUGGCGGGCAGCUCCAGGCAAUGUGCUUCAAUAUCAUGUGGCCUACAAACCUGAUGGUGGGGAAAGGAAAGAAAUGUUUGUUAAAGGAGACACAACAACAGCUUUGCUGAAGAAUUUGUCGCCGGACACCGAGUAUGAGCUGUUCGUUAGUGCCCGUUACACCUCUGGCCUCGGAGCUCCACUGAUGGGAACAGGCACCACUCUGGAAGAACUUGGUUCACCUACGAAUCUGGUUACUUCGGAUGUCACUGAGAACAGUUUUGUAGCAUCCUGGACUGCUGCCCCUGGCAACGUCCGCCUUUAUCGGGUCACCUGGAAAUCCCUCUUUUCGGAGGAAGCUGGAGAGAAAACCGUCCCCGGGGACAUAACCACCACUGUUCUGGACGGACUGACACCGGAGACCCGCUACAAGGUUUCUGUCUACGCUGCCUACAGCAGUAAGGAGGGGGAGCCGCUGCAUGGAGAGGAGACCACAGAUGCAUCCGCCGCUGCCAGAGUUCUUACAGUUUCAGAAGAAACAGAGAGGACCAUGCGAGUGACAUGGCAACCAGCACCUGGCAACGUUGUCAAUUACAGAGUGACUUAUAAACCUCAGGGUGAGACACGCCAGUUGGCCUCCAAAGCACCAGGGGGCACUAACACUUUAGUCCUGAGACGACUGCAGCCACAAACCCCCUACGAUAUCACAGUGGUUCCCGUCUACAAGUUUGGUGAUGGAAGACAAAGACAAGGAGAAGGCACCACGUUGUCUCUAUAUAAAGCUCCCAGAAACCUGCAAACUUCAGAACCUACUAAAACUAGUUUCAGGGUGACCUGGGAUCACGCUCCUGGGGAUGUGAAGGGGUACAAGGUCACCUUCCAUCCCACUGGGGAGGAAAGGGACCUGGGAGAGUUGCUAGUAGGCCCCUAUGACAACACAGUGGUUCUGGAGGAGCUAAGGGCCGGCACUAAGUAUACAGUGAGUGUGCUUGGUAUGUUUGAUGGAGGAGAGAGUAUGCCUCUGGCUGGAGAGGAGAAGACCACCCUCUCUGAUGCCCCUGAACCUCCAACCUUUGAAACUCCAGAGGUAAUGUGCAAAACCACAGCCCAGGCUGAUAUUGUCCUGCUUGUUGAUGGAUCUUGGAGCAUUGGUCGUCUGAACUUCAAGACCAUAAGGUCUUUCAUUGGUCGCAUGGUGGGUGCCUUUGACAUCGGGCCGGAUCGUGUCCAGAUUGGUCUGGCACAGUACAGUGGAGACCCAAAGACUGAGUGGCACCUAAACACUCACAGAACCAGAAAAGAGCUGCUGGAUGCCGUGGCCAGUCUACCCUACAAAGGAGGAAACACUCUGACUGGCCUUGCUUUAAACUACAUCCUUCAGAACAAUUUCAAGCCUAAUGUUGGAAUGCGUCCGAACUCUCGGAAGAUCGGCGUCCUGGUUACUGAUGGCAAAUCUCAGGAUGACAUCACGGUAAACCCUCAGAACCUGCGCGACCAGGGCAUUGAGCUGUAUGCCAUUGGUGUGAAGAACGCAGAUGAGAAUGAGCUGAGAACCAUUGCUUCCGAUCCCGAUGACAUCGGUCCACCUGUACCUGACAUCCACAUGUACAACGUGGCUGACUUCUACUUCCUGCUGGACAUCGUGGACGACCUGACAAACAACCUGUGUAACAGUGUCAAGGGUCCAGGAGGAGGCCCCGAGCCACCCACUGAUCUAACGACCUCAGAAGUGACCCAUUACUCCUUCCGUGCCACCUGGGUCGGCCCCGAUGACCCCGUGGAGAAGUACAGAAUAGAGUAUGUGAGCACUGCAGGAGGAGAACCACAAAAGUUGCUUGUCGACGGGACGGUGACGACUGUGGUCUUGGAGAGACUCACUCCGCUGACGGAGUACAUAGUGAAAGUUCACUCAGUGGUGGGAGAGGACAGCAGCGACCCCCUCAAAGGCUCGGAGACAACAUUGCCUCUCAGCGCUGUGAGGAACAUGAACAUCUACAAAGAGCGCUCCACCACCAUGAAUGUGAGAUGGGAUGCGGCCGAAGGGGCCACAGGCUACAUGCUUCUCUACAGCGCCCUUAAUGGCACUGAACCCUCUGUGGAGCAGGAGAUGCGUGUGAAAGGAACAGUUACUGAUGUCCAGCUGAAGAAACUUCGUCCCAACACGGCCUACAGCGUUUCCGUCUUCAGCCUGUUCGGCGAUUACGCCAGUGACCCCCUCUCUGAUCAGGGGGUGACCCUGCCUAUUCCUCCAUCUGGUGAGUUGAGGAUCACAGACAUCACCCACAGCACCAUGCAGCUGGACUGGGAUGAUGCACCCGGCGCUGUUCGCAAAUACAUCAUCACUUUCAAGCCAGAUGGAGGAGAGGCGAAAGAGCUCGAAGUUGACGGAGAUGUAACGUCUAGAGGACUGGAUAAUCUCAUUUCCCAAACGGAAUAUGAUGUGGCUGUGACUCCUGUGUAUGACUCUGGGCCCGGAAACCCAAUGCUUAACCAAGCCAUUACAGAUGUUGUCCCUGCUCCGAAGAACUUGAGGUUCUCUGAAGUGACCCAGACCAGUUUCAGGGCUCACUGGGAGCACGGCGCUCCUGAUGUCUCUCUCUACCGCGUCAGCUGGACCAAGAGCGGAGAGAACAACUUUCAAUCUGAUAUCCUGAACAGCGAGGACACCACUCUCCUUCUAGAGAACCUGGAACCAGACACUCUCUAUGAUGUUUCUGUCACUGCCAUUUACCCCGAUGAGUCUGAGAGCGAAGAUCUUUUGGGCAGCCAACGCACAUUGUCCAAGGUUAUUACACCCGCUCCUAGUGGACCUCCUCAGAACCUCCAGGUGUUCAAUGCGACUACCACCUCCCUCACCACCAAAUGGGAUCACGCUCCUGGAAAAGUGCAGAACUACAGGAUCACUUACGUACUGAUUGCAGGAGGAAGAUCACAAGACACACAGAUUGGAGGGAAGAAAAACACAGUUCUUCUGCAGAAACUGACUCCAGACACUCCCUACUACAUCACGGUUGCUGCAGUCUAUGCGAAUGGAGAUGCCAAAGACAUUUCUGGCCAAGGAAAGACAUGUGCUACCGGCUGGGCAGUGUGAGGAAACCUUCAGGUCACGGACCCCACGGUCAGCACUCUGAAUGUGCGCUGGGAGCCGGCUGAGGGCAGUGUACGGCAAUACAGGAUUUUACUACCAGACCGGUCACAGGGGGGCGCAGAAGACAUGGUUCAAGUUCCUGGAAGCUCCACCAGUACCGUUCUGAAGAACCUGCAGUCUGAUACAGAGUACACAGUAACAGUGGUGCCAGUAUACGCUCCUGGAGAGGGCAAGCGCAUGUCGGAGAAUGGAAAAACCUUGGUGCGGACCCCUGCCAAGAACAUCCGGGUUUACAACCCCGGCACAAACACCCUGAACGUGCGCUGGGAGCCGGCCUCCGGAAAUGUUCUGCAGUACCGCGUCGGCAUACCCCCCCUCUCAGGAACCCGUCCCCCUCAGUCUGUGCUCGUUCCAGGGAACACCCACACUGCCUUGCUGGGAGCAAGCUCCGAUUCAGACACAGACACACGCGUGACGAGUGUGGUGGCUCUGUUGGCUGAUGGCGAGGGCUCCUCUGCGUCUGAUAAUGGAGAAAAAACAUUUGGAGUCCUGGAGCUCUGUAAACUGCGUGUUUCAGAUGAGUGGUUACAACUCGUUCCGUGUGUCCUGGGACCUGUACCUGCGCGGGUCAACGGUUAUAAUCUGGUCUAUCCCCCAGCACGGACGGAUAACACCAUGGAAGUGUUUGUGGGUGGAGAUGUUAAUACAAACAUUCUGCACAACCUGCAGCCUGGAAACCACUGGGGUGUCCUUUUUGUGCAGUACAGUGAUGAAGCUAAAACAGAGUUCAAACUGAACACCUACCACGACAAAGGAAUGGUGCUGUCCGCCCUUCAGAUGGUCAAAUACAGAGGAGGAAACACCAAAACGGGUGUUGCGCUGAAGCAUAUCGGAGAGAAAGUGUUCACAUCAGACAGUGGCAUGAGGAGAAACGUUCCCAAGGUUCUGGUCGUAGUAACUGAUGGUCGUUCUCAAGAUGAAGUGAAGAAGAAUGCUGCUAAACGCUUCUGGCAUGCAGGCCAGAACUUCAGACCCCUUCUCCUUGUGGGAAGCCAAAAGCUGGUUGCCAAAGAUGUUGACGGUAUUCACACUAAUGCUGUUUUAUUUUUGCAGCUUCACAUUUCUGUUUCACCGAAAAAUGUCAAACUCAACAUUGACUGCCAAGAGGUGGCUGAGAAAGAGAUCAAAGAGGCCAAAAACAUAUCCACAGAUGGCUAUGAAGUCCUCGGAAAAAUGGCAACGUCUGGCGGUUCAAGGAAGCAGUCAGCCACAUUCCAGCUCCAGAUGUUUGAUAUUGUCUGCAGUUUGGGCUGGACAAGUCGAGACAAAUGUUGUGAUAUUCCAGCAAUGAGAGACGAAGCCAAAUGUCCCGCUCUUCCUCACUCCUGCACAUGUGCUCAGGACAGCAUUGGUCCUCCAGGCCCAGCGGGCCCUCCGGGCAGCCCUGGUACAAAAGGCCCACGAGGUGAGAGAGGAGACUCUGGCCCCAGGGGUUCAAUGGGCCCACGUGGGGAGCAGGGUCAACCAGGACAAAUGGGACCACCAGGCCCACAGGGCCCUAAUGGAUUGUCUAUUCCUGGUGAACCAGGGCGGCCUGGACCUAAGGGAGACCCCGGUGACCCAGGUUUACCUGGACAGCGGGGCUCGAUUGGUGCUCCAGGUCCGUUUGGCCCUGUUGGACCUUCUGGAGCAAGGGGUCCACCAGGAAAUGAAGGCCCGUCUGGACCAAGAGGUCCAUCGGGACCAAUGGGACCACCAGGAUCACCUGGAAUGCCAGGAAAUACAGGAGAACCAGGGAAACCUGGAGACACUGGCUUCCCGGGCUCUGUUGGCAUGAAAGGAGAGAAGGGUGAAAGGGGAGACACUGCGUCACAGAAUAUGAUGCGCUCUGUAGCAAGACAAGUCUGUGAACAAUUAGUCAACAGACAAAUGAGCAGAAUCGAUAUGAUGCUGAACCAGAUCCCCAGUAACUACAGGAGUAAUAGUCCUGGUCCUUCUGGACCUCCAGGCCCACCUGGCAACCAGGGACCCCAUGGAGAGCAAGGUCAGCCCGGACCCAACGGGUUCCCAGGAAAUCCAGGUUUGCCUGGGCCUCCAGGAGAAAGAGGAUCACCAGGAGAGAAGGGUGAAAGAGGAAGUCCAGGCAUUGGCACUCGUGGAGAGAGAGGAUUACCUGGACCUCCUGGGCCACCAGGGCAGUCUCAGAUAGGACCCCCUGGUCCCUCAGGCUCAGCGGGGCCCCGUGGCCCACCAGGGCGGCAGGGUGGACCCGGAAUCGGAGGACCACCUGGACCUCCAGGGUACUGUGACUCAUCUCAAUGUGUAGGCAUCCCUUACAAUGGACAGGGUUACCCAGGCCCCUACCAGCCAGAACUUGAAACCUACGUAGUGCCCAUACCAGCCCAGCCGUCGGAAGAUAUCGAGACACAGUCACCAGGUUUACGAAACCAGCGUGGAAAAAGAUCGCUAUCAAGAAAGGAAGCUAAAAGUAUAGAAAUAUAGAGUGAAAGUGUAUCUCGUGUACUGUAAAACUGCAUUUAAGUCCAGAUCUAGCCUCGUUCACAUGCACAUUUAACACAGUCAAGUGGAGAGGCUCGUAAGAACCCUGUGUGCUUGCCGAUGGUUUCACAGUGUGUCUUUGCUUGUAACAUAACUGCAUUUUGUAUUUGUAAGAAACUCAUGUUUAGCACUAUGUCCUAUAAACACUACGAACUGAUUUGCUGCACAUUUGAAAGUUUGCAAAGUGUAAACGAGCUUGCUGCAGUGCAUUGUGUUGUUCUUUCUCUCUCAAGGAAAAUGGACUCUUAGUUCUUAGACCUGGCUUUUGUUUUGUUAUCCUAAACCGAAUAUUUAUCUGUUGUAUACCAACUCACACCAAAAGAAGAAUUGCAUGCCUGUGUUGUAUAUUUAGUAAGGACGUUUACAAUCAGAAUAUAGUUGUUUUUCCACUGAUAUCAGUUGAAAUGCAGUUGGAAUUUGUUGCAAGUCUAUGGACAUAGAAGAGUUUUUUUCAUAUCUGAAUUGCACAUUGUGAAUUCCACAGCCUUAUGUUCUUAUUUAUUUCUGAAUCAGAAGAGGCAUUUUUAAAUAAAACUACUGAAAAUGUUUAA
Cyprinus carpio (common carp) is the source of this 9834-nucleotide messenger RNA. RefSeq names its product collagen alpha-1(XII) chain-like. Gene Ontology annotation, molecular function: protein binding. Lineage: Eukaryota; Metazoa; Chordata; Actinopteri; Cypriniformes; Cyprinidae. The record is from RefSeq and is a predicted model, not a curated record.